AUGAACUUCGCCGAAUUGCAGCGCAUGUACCUGCGCGCCCUGCAGAUCGACCUGGUCAACAUCGUCACCGACUUGCAAUUCAAGAACGCAAUAGAGCUGGAAACCCUUGGGGUGAUGAGUAAGAUGGACAGUACGCUGAGGACGUACAUACAAGCCGUCCGUGACCACAAAUACAUGACCGAUGCCGCGCAGACGGCUGAAGACCCCUUUAUCGUGUCGUCUGAGCGGGGCGCUGACUGCAGUGUCCUGGAACAUGCCAUGACACGUGCGAGAAAGGGCCUACAGGAACUUGACCCUGAGUUCAAGAAGGAGAUUAUUCCAACCGGCCCCUGGUCUCGAGUCGCUGAUGGGGAAGAUGCUCUCCCGAUAGGGGGGACCCGCCACGAAAGUCUGGCGCGCCUACGUCAUCACGACUUCUCGUUAAGGGCCCUUGCAGGCGCUCUGGGUGCCGCGUUCCUGAUAGGGCCGAUGUGGUUGCUGGCCCUCAAGCCGGACCUUGUCUUCGACCUUGCGGCGACUACCGUGUGCGUGACGCUCUUUGGACUGCUGUUGGCUGUCAUUGUGGAGAAGCCAGAUCAGGUGUUCGCUGGAACGUUGGCUUAUGCGGCUGUGUUGAUGGUUUUUGUUGGGGUGAUCAUCCAGGAGACGAGCGGUUAG
Messenger RNA from Anthostomella pinea, 657 nucleotides. The record is from the annotation of a GenBank genome assembly. Lineage: Eukaryota; Fungi; Ascomycota; Sordariomycetes; Xylariales; Xylariaceae.